AUGUCAGAAAAUAAAAAGCAUUCUGGGUCCUACUACAGAAAAAGAAAAUUACAAGAAACAGCGGAGUUGCAAAAGCAAGCUACUGCUUUCAAACGUUUUAUUCAAGUUGGCUCUAGUCAAAGUAGUGAUUCAUUCAAUGUUGCAAAUCAAGAAUCGCUUGAAUCAUCAGAGGGAACCGAAAGCUUGCAGUCAUCUAUACCUAUAUCUGAUGCACAAGAACGAAUUCAGUCAGAAGAUUUGGAUGAAAUCGAAAAAAUGCGUAGUAAACAGAUUUCUGUCACGGAUAUUCCUCAAGAAAAUGAAACAAUUAUGGUGUCACAAGAUCCCGGACAGUGGCCAGUUAUUAUAUCCGAUCAAAUUCGGCAAAUUCUAAUAAAGCGCGGACCUGAACAAGUUUCUAACAUUCAGUUUCCUAAAAAUAAUGAUGGAAGAAAAUUCAGUGUUCAAAAUUAUCGAAGACGAAUGCCUAAUGGAGAAGAUGUACAUCGUUCUUGGCUAAUUUAUUCUGUCUCAAGAAACAAAAUUUUUUGUUUUUGCUGUCGUCUUUUUGGCGCAUCAAGAAUCUCAUUGUCUACUGAAUCUGGCUACUGUGACUGGAAGCAUAUGUCUGAACUCCUAUCAGAACAUGAAAUAUCCCCAGGCCACAUGAAAGCUUUUCAAUCUUGGGUUGAAUUUGCACAACGUUUAUCUAAAGAUAAGACAAUUGAUUCUGAAAAUCAGAGAAUUAUAAAAAAUGAAGUCAAACGCUGGACAGAAGUUCUCAAACGAAUUAUAUGGGCAAUAAAAUUCCUUGGAUCACAGAACUUAGCAUUGCGUGGCAAAACUGAUCAACUUUAUUUAAGAGAUAAUGGAAAUUUUUUAAAACUGUUUGAAUUUAUUGGAAAAUUUGAUCCAAUUAUUGCCGAACACUUGCGGAGCAUCGAGUCCAAAGAAUCUCACGUUCAUUAUUUAAAUAAAAGGAUUCAAAAUGAAGUUAUUGAGCUUCUUAGCUUAAAGAUAAAAGAACAUAUUCUUAAUGGAAUUAAGAAAUGGACAUAUUAUUCUAUACUUUUAGAUUGUACUCCUGACACUAGUCUUGUAGAACAAAUGUCUUUAAUUAUUCGGUAUGUACGAUGUGAACCUGGAGAAGAACCCAGCAUAGAAGAACAUUUUUUAGGAUUUAUUCCUGUUGAAGAGUCAACAGGUAAAGCGCUAACUGACACUCUUCUGUCGACUCUUGAAGAAAUGAAGAUACCACUGUCAAAUAUGCGCGGGCAAGGGUACGAUAACGGGUCGAACAUGAAAGGCAAACAUGCAGGCGUUCAAGCUAGAAUUUUAAGUCUGAAUCCCCUCGCCUUUUUUGUGAAUUGUGGUACACACUCAAUGAAUUUGUCGGUGAAUGAUGCUGCCUUAUCUUGUACGGAAGCUGUCAACUUUUUUAACCUUGUUCAAGAAAUAUACAAUUACUUUUCUGCUUCUAUUCAUAGAUGGUCUGUAUUGAAAAAUCACGUGACGUCGUUAACAGUGAAACCUUUAAGUACAACUCGAUGGGAGAGUCGAAUUGACGCUGUAAUACCUCUUCGGUAUCAUAUUGGGGAAAUAUACGACGCCUUAUACGACUUAUCAGAAGACCCAAAAAGUGAUGCAUAUUCGAAAAACACAGCUUUAAGUUUAGCUCGAAAAUUGAAAGAUUUUAAAUUUUUGUGCAGUCUAAUUGUUUGGCAUACAAUCCUUUUUAGAGUAAAUGUGGUCAGCAAGCUCAUGCAAAAAGUCGAUAUUCAUUUUUUAACUUCAAUGGAACUUAUUACGAAAAUAAUAAGUUUUUUUAAGGAAAUGCGAACAGAUGAAGGUUUUGAGUCAAUAAUAGUAGAUGCAAAAGAACUUGCUGAAAUUCUAGAAAUCGAACCGGAAUUUCCGCCCGAAUUGCAAGUACGUCGAAGAAGAGUUCGCCGCCAAUUUGACUAUGAAGCUCAAGACGAGCCAAUUGUAGUUCCAAAAGAUACUUUCAAAAUUAAUUUUUAUUUUCAAGUACUGGAUCGAGCAAUAAAUUCACUGACAGAAAGAUUUUCUCAAUUGAGCAAUUACAAUGACAUAUUUGGAUUCAUGUUUGAUUUGAACACUGAAGAUAAGGAGACACUUUUAAAUAAUUGUUUAAAUUUACAAUCAGCAUUAACCAACGGCGACCAAUCUGACAUUAAUGGUUCACAGCUUUAUCAAGAACUCUUAGUGCUUUUUUCUGUAUCCGAUUCAUUACCUCAACUAUCAAAACGCCCAAUGGAGAUGCUGAAAUUUAUUACUACUAAAAAUCUUAGUGAAAAUUUUAGGAAUGCUUAUAUAGCAUAUCGAAUUGCUGCAACUCUUCCUGUAACUGUUGCUUCGGCAGAAAGAAGCUUUUCAAAAUUGAAAUUGAUUAAAAAUUAUUUAAGAUCUACAAUGUCUCAAGAUAGACUGGUCGGAUUAGCUAUGAUGUCAAUUGAAAGUGAAAUAUUGGAAAAUAUUGAUGUUGAAUCAAUUAUUAGAAGUUUCGCUGAACUCAAAGCCCGCAAAGUUCCAUUACCCAUUAAUAAGGUGAAACCUUUGUCCCCAGUUGUCCUUCCUGUAGCAGGUCCAAGUAACCCCCAGGUUUCCCCUCCACAAGCUCAAGUAAUUGACCUUGAAAGAGAGGAGGAAUUGGCUCGUCGCAGAAUAGAACUCUUACAACAACACAUAGACGAUAGUUCAAACGACUCUUACGAGACUACAGCAUAUGACAGUGACGUAAUGAUUUUGGAUUAA
Molecule: messenger RNA, 2754 nt
Organism: Leptopilina boulardi
Lineage: Eukaryota; Metazoa; Arthropoda; Insecta; Hymenoptera; Figitidae
Product: zinc finger MYM-type protein 1-like
Exons: 4
Coding region: 1-2754 (917 amino acids)
Molecular function (GO): protein dimerization activity
Source: RefSeq, a predicted model, not a curated record